This is a messenger RNA of Pichia kudriavzevii, 3222 nucleotides long. RefSeq lists its product as uncharacterized. The coding region runs from base 1 to 3222 and encodes 1073 amino acids. Gene Ontology annotation, molecular function: tRNA binding; isoleucine-tRNA ligase activity; aminoacyl-tRNA deacylase activity. The record is from RefSeq and is a predicted model, not a curated record. Lineage: Eukaryota; Fungi; Ascomycota; Pichiomycetes; Pichiales; Pichiaceae. The transcript has a single exon. Gene Ontology annotation, biological process: isoleucyl-tRNA aminoacylation.
AUGGCUGAGGAGACUUCUGCACAUUUUUCCUUUCCUAGAGAGGAGGAAAAGAUCCUCCAACAUUGGGCUGACAUUGAUGCAUUUCACACUUCUUUAGAAUUAAACAAGGAGAAACCAGCAUUCACUUUUUACGAUGGUCCUCCAUUUGCAACCGGUACUCCACAUUAUGGACAUUUCCUUGCAUCCACCAUUAAGGAUAUUAUUCCAAGAUAUGCUAACAUGAACGGCUACUCUGUCGAAAGAAGAUUUGGUUGGGAUACCCAUGGAUUACCAGUUGAGCAUGAAAUCGACAAGAAGUUAGGUAUUACUUGUAAGCAAGAUGUCAUGGAUUUAGGUAUUGAUAAAUAUAACGAAGAAUGUAGAGCUAUUGUGAUGAGAUACGCAGGUGAGUGGAAGUCGGCUAUUACUAGAUUAGGUAGAUGGAUUGAUUUUGAAAACGAUUACAAAACCUUGUAUCCUUCGUUUAUGGAAUCUGUUUGGUGGGCUUUCAAGGAGUUGUACAAGAAAGACGCUGUUUACAAGGGUCUGAGAGUCAUGCCUUACUCUACCGGUGUCACUACUGCUUUGUCCAACUUUGAGGCUGGUUUAAACUAUAAGGAUGUCAAUGACCCAGCCGUAACAGUUGCCUUCCAGUUAGCUAACGAUGAGAAAACAUUCCUUGUUGCUUGGACUACUACUCCAUGGACCUUACCUUCUAACAUCGCCCUUUGUGUUAAUCCUGAUUUGGAAUAUUCCAAGAUUUUCGAUGAGGAGAAACAAGUUACCUACAUUAUGCUUGAAUCCUUGAUCAAGAACCUUUACAAGAAACCAAAGGAUGCCAAGUACAAAAUCACUGGUACUGUUAAAGGCUCAGAACUUAUUGGUUUGAAAUAUGUUCCUCUGUUUGACUACUUCAAGGACCAAUUCACCGAAACUGGUUUCAGAGUCAUUGGUGCAUCAUAUGUUUCCGAUGAAUCUGGUACCGGUAUCGUCCAUCAAGCGCCUGCUUUUGGUGAACAGGAUUAUGAAGAGUGUUUAGCUAAUGGUGUUAUUAGUGAAAAGGUUUCGCCUCCAAAUCCGGUCGAUGAUGAUGGUAAGUUUACGGAAGAAGUUACCGACUUCAAAGGCAUGUAUGUUAAAGAUGCGGAUAAGGAGAUUAUCAAGAAAUUAACUGCUUCUGGAAAUGUUUUAUUAGCCUCUCAAAUCAGGCAUAGUUAUCCAUUCUGCUGGAGAUCCGAUACUCCGUUGUUGUAUAGAACCGUUCCUUCUUGGUUCGUCAGAGUUAAGGAAAUCAUUCCUCAAAUCCUUGAUUCUGUCAACCAAACUAGAUGGGUUCCUUCCAACAUCAAGGAAAAAAGAUUCUCUAAUUGGAUUGAAAAUGCAAGAGAUUGGAAUGUUUCUAGAAACAGAUAUUGGGGUACUCCAAUCCCAUUAUGGGUAUCUGAUGAUUUUGAAGAAGUUGUUUGUGUGGGCUCCAUUCAAGAAUUGAGAGAAUUAUCUGGCGAUGAUAGUAUUACUGAUAUCCAUAGAGAUAAGAUUGACCACAUCACUAUUCCAUCCAAGAAGGGCAAGGGCCAAUUGAAGAGAAUUGAGGAUGUCUUUGACUGUUGGUUUGAAUCUGGUUCAAUGCCUUACGCUUCGAAGCAUUAUCCUUUUGAAAACGCAGAUCAAUUUGCAAAUGCAUUCCCGGGUGACUUCAUUUCUGAAGGUUUAGAUCAAACUAGAGGUUGGUUCUAUACUUUAUCUGUUUUGGGUACACACUUGUUUGGUAGGGUACCUUACAAGAACGUCAUUGUUUCUGGUUUAAUUUUAGCCGGUGAUGGUAAGAAGAUGUCCAAGAGAUUAAAGAACUAUCCAGAUCCAAACUUAAUUACUUCUAAAUAUGGUGCAGAUGCUUUGAGGUUGUAUUUGAUCAACUCCCCUGUCUUAAGAGCAGAAACAUUGAAGUUCAAAGAGGAAGGUGUCAAGGAAGUUGUCUCCAAAGUUCUAUUACCAUGGUGGAACUCUUACAAGUUUUUAGAAGGUCAAGUUGCUCUAUUAAAGAAGACUGAAGGUAUCGAUUUCAAAUUUGAUCCAUCUUCCAAGUCCGAUAAUGUUAUGGACAGAUGGAUUUUAGCAUCCUUACAGUCUUUGAUUAAGGAUAUCCACGUUGAAAUGGGUGAAUAUAGAUUAUAUACUGUUGUUCCAAGACUAUUGAAUUUGAUUGACCAAUUAACUAACUGGUACAUUAGAUUGAAUAGAAGAAGAUUGAAGGGUGAAGAUGGUAUUCCAGACUGUUUGAAGGCCUUGAAUACCUUAUGCGAGACUUUGUUUACUUUAAACAGACUGAUGGCACCAUUUACUCCAUUUUUGGCCGACACCAUUUAUCAAAAAAUGAAACCAUUGUACACUGGAGAAACUCUGAAGACCUAUUGUGAUGAUGACAGAUCUGUUCAUUUCUUGAGCUAUCCUACUGUCAAUGAGUCCCUAUUUGAUGAAAAGAUUGAAGUUGCGGUUUCUAGAAUGCAAAAGAUUAUUGAUUUAGGUAGAAACAUUAGAGAAAAGAAGACCAUUUCUUUGAAGACACCAUUAAAGGAAUUAGUCGUCUUGCAUUCAGACUCUGACUACUUGAAGGAUGUUGAAUCUUUGAAGAAGUACAUUGUUGAAGAACUUAAUGUUAGAAAUGUCAUCAUUACUUCUGAUGAAGAUAAAUACGGUGUUGAGUACAGAGCCGUUGCUGAUUGGCCAGUUCUUGGUAAGAAGUUAAAGAAGGAUGCAAAGAUUGUCAAGGCAGGCUUACCAAAGUUGACUUCUGAUGAGGUUAAGGAUUUCUUGAAGUCCGGUAAGGUUACUGUUUCUGGUAUUGAACUAACUUCUGAAGACUUGAAUGUCUUGAGAGGAUUACCAGAAUCCAAGGCUUCUGAUGGACAAGAAGCAAGAUCGGAGGCUGAUGUUUUGAUCAUCUUAGAUGUUAACAUUUACCCAGAACUAGAAACGGAGGGUAUUGCUAGAGAAUUAGUUAACAGAAUCCAAAGGUUGAGAAAGAAGUGUGGCUUAGAGCAAACUGAUGAAGUUCAAGUUGAAUAUAAGAUCACCAAGGAUGCAUGUGAUCUUGAAAAAGUUAUCAAAGACCAUGCAGAAUUUUUGCUCAAGACUACCAAGGUCCCAUUACAACACUUCUCUGAAUCGCCAACAGAGGUCAUUGGCGAAGAAGAAGCUUCCAUUAAUGAAACAGUACUUUCCUUGAGACUCUUAAAGUUAUAA